UGGGACUUCCGGCGCCGCUGUUGUGGCAGUCACUGUGGCUGCUCCAGUGUCCACCCGCGUUACGAGUCCUUUAGAAGAGCGAAGUCAGGAUCGGGGUGACCAGAGCGAGGAGGCUUUAGGGGAGAGGUUGUCCCCACUGCACAGCGGCGAGUCUGCAGGGCCGCGGCGGUAGAUGACGAUUGUACACGAGUUCCGUCUCUGUCGCCCACCACCUAAGACCCCGCUCCUCCCAGACUCCGAUGGUGGCGGCUGCGCCUAGGGACCCGCCUCAGACUCCCAUGACUACAGAAGUGCUUAUGGACUGUACAAAGGGCUGUGUGACCUUUGAGGAUGUGGCCAUUUACUUCUCGCAGGAGGAGUGGGGGCUCCUUGAUGAGGCUCAGAGAUGCCUGUACCACAAGGUGAUGCUGGAGAACUUCGCACUUACAGCCUCAAUGGUUUGUUUGCAUGGAACAGAGAAUAAAGAGACACCUUCUGAGCAAAAUGUUUCCCUAGAAGCUUUGUCACAGGUCAGGACUCCAAAGGUAGGUCCAAUCAGCCAGAAGGCUCACCCCUGUGAGAAAUGUGUCCCAAUCCUGAAAGACAUUUUGCACCUGGCUUACCUACCUGGGCAGAAACCAUACUUGAUUGGGGCAUGUGCAAACCUACGACAGCUUCAGAAGCAUUUCAGUGCAAAGGAAAGUGGCAUGGAUAGGGCAUCAUUUGUAAAGAGUUGCAUAUUCCAUGUGUCAGGGCAUCCCUUCACCUGUAGGAAGGUUGGAAAGGAUUUCCCAGCCACUUUGGGUCUUCUCCAGCACCAGAUCACUCCCACUGGUGAGAAACCCAACAAAAUCACCAAGUGUUGGGAGACCUUUCAUGGUAGGAAAAGUCAUUACAAGUUGCGUGAAUGUGGGAAAGCUUCCAGCUACAAACAGAGUCUUGUUUACCACCCAAGAGUCUCUACUAGGAAAAGGGUUUAUGAGUCUAGCAAAUAUAGGAAAGCCUUGCGCUGUAAGUACUCACUUGUUCAGCUCCAGAGAGUCCACACUGGAGAAAGGCCUUACGAGUGCAGUGAAUGUGGAAAAUCUUUUAGGCAAAGAGCCACCCUCAUUAUACACCAGAGAGUUCACACUGGAGAAAGGCCUUAUAAAUGUGGCGAGUGUGGAAAAUCCUUUAGUCAGUGCUCCAAUCUUAUUGAACACUGCAGAAUUCACAGUGGAGAAAGGCCUUAUGAGUGUGAGGAAUGCGGAAAAGCCUUUGGGUGCAAAUCCAAUCUUGUUCGGCACCAGAGAACACACACUGGAGAAAAGCCUUAUGAGUGCAGCGAAUGUGGGAAAUUCUUUAGACAAAGCUUCACCCUUGUUCAACACCGGAGAAUUCAUACCACAGCAAGGCCUUUUGUGUGUGUCCAGUGUGGGAAAUCCUUUAGCCAAAGAGCCACUCUCAUUAGACACCAGAGAGUUCACACUAGUGAAAGGUCUUAUGAGUGUGGGGCAUGUGGGAAAGCCUUUGGAUCCAAAUCCAAACUGGAUCGGCACAACAGAAGUCACACUGGAGAAAGGCCUUAUGAGUGUGCUGAAUGUGGGAAAUCUUUCAGACAAAGCUACAGCCUCGUUGAACACCAGCGAAUUCAUAGUAGAACAAGGCCCUUUGAGUGUGGCCAGUGUGGGAAGUCCUUUAGCAGAAGAGCCAUCUUCACUAAACACCAGAGAAUUCACACUGGAGAAAGGCCUUAUAAAUGUGGCGAGUGUGGGAAAUCCUUUAGUAGAAGCACCAGCCUUAUUCAGCACUGCAGUAUUCACACUGGGGCAAGGCCUUAUGAGUGUGGGCAGUGUGGGAAAUCCUUCAGGCAAAAGUCUGUCCUUAUUCAACACCAGGUAGUUCACACUGGAGAAAGGCCUUAUGAAUGUGGCGAAUGUGGGAAGUCCUUUAGCCAGCGCUCCAGCCUCAAUCUCCACCGAAAAUUUCACACCAGGGCGAGGCCCCAUGAACGCAGGAAGUAUGGGAAAUCCUUUACUCCAAACAGCUAACAUUGUUUAGUACCAGGAAGUCCACACUUUGAGAAAGGCCUUAGACCUCAAGGAAUUGCUGUCUCCUCGUUCAUUAUAAUAGCACUAGACAGCUUCUGUGAGGGAGCCAUCUGCCUGAAAUUGAACCUCAUACUUGCAAACAUCCAGAGGGGCGAAAUUCCCAAUGAGUUCCAGGGACCUGUGAAGCUUACAGGAGCUACAUUCCAUGUUCUAAACUCCCCAGGGCCCUUGUCAGAGUUACAUCUCUGCCAUUUUCUCUGAUAGAACCCAUCUCACCUCUCCUGCCUUGCACAGUAUUUCAUCGGUCACCCUGAUGUGCUAACACAAGGCAGAUGUCUGAGCUCUCUCCUAUUCCCU
Messenger RNA from Balaenoptera musculus (blue whale), 2366 nucleotides. RefSeq names its product zinc finger protein 416-like. Lineage: Eukaryota; Metazoa; Chordata; Mammalia; Artiodactyla; Balaenopteridae. Bases 240 to 2009 code for a protein of 589 amino acids. The transcript has 4 exons. Gene Ontology annotation, molecular function: DNA-binding transcription activator activity, RNA polymerase II-specific; RNA polymerase II cis-regulatory region sequence-specific DNA binding. The record is from RefSeq and is a predicted model, not a curated record. Gene Ontology annotation, cellular component: nucleus. Gene Ontology annotation, biological process: regulation of transcription by RNA polymerase II.